AUGGAAAAACGAAGAGAACUUAAGAGAAAAUCAAAAGAACUUGAAGGGUGUCUCCAAGAAGUGCUAGACAAAAGAAUUGACUACCUUCAUUUACAGAACUUGAAAGAUUUAAGCAUUGAAAUUACCAGGAAGAUCCACAAGCAGUUUCAUUUGUUCAAACUCUCCACUAGUUAUUCCAGUGAAAAGGAGAUAAAAAUUUGGGAGAAUUUUCUCAUAGACUCCCAACAAUGCCUGAACCUUGCCAGUAUCCAAAGCGCUAGGCUUUUAUUUAGCCCCAAAAAGUGCUUUAAUGAGUCUAAAGAAUUCAUCAAAAAUCUAAACUCCAACAUAGCAAAGGCUCAGAAACUAGCAAAUCUAACCUCAGAGGAGGUUAAGCGUGUCUCUCAGGCUGCUAGGUACCACAAAAUCCUUCACAAGAAAUUUACUUUGAUCUCCCAAAUCCUCUCAACUGACAACGAAGUGUUCAAAGAAAUCCUACAAAAUGCGAAAGAAAUAGCUAAAAGCCGUUCACAACCAGUUUCAGUACAGAAAGAGAAUAAGGAAGAGAGCAAGAAUGAGGUCUCAGAGUCGCUUGAUUUGGAAAAUUCUGAGAUUUUGAAUAAGCUGGAUUCUCAGGAUUUGGAGAGUAAGUUAUAAUUUUGGAGAAAAUUUUGAGAUGAGUGAGGGAUGGGAAGGAAAUUGA
Messenger RNA from Moneuplotes crassus, 682 nucleotides. Lineage: Eukaryota; Ciliophora; Spirotrichea; Euplotida; Euplotidae. The record is from the annotation of a GenBank genome assembly.